ACUUUACAAGCGUCUCACUCACCUUGUGUGUGUGUCUCUCUUUUUCCACGCCGCGUGGAUAAGAUGACCGGCGGGGAGACAGACGACGGCCACCAGCCGAGGAGGAGCACCGACAGCGGCGACGCAUCGGUGCCGCAGAGGAAUCCGAACCAGCGGGUCGGAACGGCCCAGCCGGUCACUCGCUCGGAGGAAAGCGUGAAAGUCAUCAAAGUGCCGCAGGUGUACCUGGACGGCGGACCCGAGACGGCGGACAGCGUCAGGAUGUUGACGGAUGAGGUGUCUCAGAUACAGGAGGUCAGGUAUUGUCUCAAGACCCUGAGAGAGCAGAUGGCGGCCAGACAAAACGGAAACAUCAAGAAGUAUCCCACCAAUGGCUACACAGUCAACAACCCGACACCCGUCGCCAAUGGCAACAACAUUUACGACGACACUAACCAUGAUGAGGGUGACGAUAAUCAGGUGCAGUACCUGAGGGAGGAAACCAAGCGCCUCUACGCGCAGAUGAAAGACAUGGAACGUCGGCACCGGGAGGAGAGAGAACGGCUGCAGAUGGAGUCGGAGGAGCAGCGGGCGCGUCUGGAGGCGCAGUCGGAGCGUCUCCAGCGGGCGGAGACGGAGUCGGCGGAGCGAGGCCGGCGGUUGGAGGAGCUGCAAAGGUUGCUGGGAAACAUGGAGGCCGAGAGCGGACUCCUGAGGGACAAAAUGGCCGCCGACGAGGCCGAGUUACUGCGGCUUCAGGCGGACAACGGCGAAGGAAAGGAGAAAGAGGACAGAUGUGGCCAGUUGGAGACGGAGGUGGCCGUUCUGAAGGAAAAGAUCCACCACCUGGACGACAUGCUUAAGAGUCAACAGAGGAAAGUGCGACACAUGAUUGAACAGCUGCAGAACUCCCGCACCGUCCUCCAGGAGCGAGAUCGAGUCAUCGGGGAUCUGGAGGAGAAGGUUGCCUUCCUGGAAGCCGAGAACCGAGAGAUGCAAGACCACAUGGAGCACUUCCUGGCAGGCCGGGACCCGCCGCCGCUCAAGAGCGCCGAGAACAAGCCGGUCAUCAUCUACAGCAAACCUCUGAUGCCGUCCACACACAACAACAAGUCCCUCCCCUUCAUCAAAGUCAUCGAGAUCAAGUCGUGAAUGACGGACAGCGAUUAAUCACAAAGUGUAAAUAUGUAUUUAACCAGUGAUUUGCAUCUCACUCCUCCUAAUUGCCCCCCCCCCAAACACUGAAUCAAGUGCACGUUUAAAAACAGUAUCGUCAUGAUAGCGUAAUCCAGUCACUCCUGGUCCUGAGUGUGAAUUUACAGCAACUGUUGAUUGAUCACCACUGAAGUGCGCUCACUGUGUUUGCAUUGACGUUUGUGUACGAAAUCAGUGAAUAAAUUGGAUUGAAAGGCAAAAACAUUUUAGCUAUCUUGGGAACUGAGACACACAUUUCAAUGACUUGAAAAUUUCAAGUGUUGGGGGGGGGGACACUGUACACAAAACAAUAAAGAAACUAUAUAAGAAUAAAGUCGUAAUCCUGUGAGAAAAAAAA
Messenger RNA from Hippocampus comes (tiger tail seahorse), 1531 nucleotides. RefSeq names its product tuftelin 1b (gene tuft1b). The transcript is spliced from 11 exons. The record is from RefSeq and is a predicted model, not a curated record. Gene Ontology annotation, cellular component: intracellular anatomical structure. Gene Ontology annotation, biological process: intracellular signal transduction. The coding region runs from base 64 to 1131 and encodes 355 amino acids. Lineage: Eukaryota; Metazoa; Chordata; Actinopteri; Syngnathiformes; Syngnathidae.